AUGGAUAAUCUGAAAAACAAAGGCACUGCGUUGGAUUUGGGACUCUCCAUUUUGCUUUGCUGCGUUGUUGCUGCGGUCAGCGGACAAAUUCGUUAUUCUAUACCAGAAGAGAUGAGAAAAGGACUGUUUGUGGGAGACGUUGCUAAAGACCUGGGCUUGGAUGUGAGAAGGUUGGUGUCUGGUCGGGCUCGACUAGUUAUAGACGAUGAUAACCAGUAUGUCGCGCUGAACCAGAACAAAGGACAUAUAGUCGUCAAUGAAAGAAUUGACAGAGAAAAAUUAUGCGCCAAGAAAUCUCCUUGCAGCUUUAGUCUAGAAAUCGUUCUCGAAGAUCCGCUCGAAUUGUUUUCCAUAACCAUCGAAAUACAAGAUGUGAAUGAUCAUGCGCCGGCUUUUCUCAAAAAGGAAAUUCAUUUGGAAAUUAGCGAAUCGACCCCCACUGGGACUGUAUUCUUGCUCGAUAGUGCAGCUGAUCCUGAUGUAGGAAUUAACUCACUGCAGAGUUACUCUUUGAAAGCAAAUGAACAUUUUGUUCUCAAGCAACACACUCGGACAGACGGGAGUAAAUACGCCGAAAUGAUGCUUCAGAGCGGUUUAGAUCGCGAGAAGCAAAGCGAGCAUACGCUGAUAUUAACGGCUGUGGAUGGUGGGGAACCGCAGAGGUCGGGAACAGUGAGAAUUCAUGUGUCUGUUUUGGACGCAAACGACAACGCACCCGUUUUUACGCAGUCUGUAUACAAAGCCUCUGUCUUGGAAAAUGUUUUGCGAGGGACAGUUGUUGCUAGAGUCAGUGCAGUAGACGCAGAUCAAGGCUAUAAUGGAAACGUUACGUAUUCUUUCACCCACCUAGAGGAGGAUUCCUCCUGUCCUUUUGAAAUAAAUUCGUACACGGGAGAGAUUAAACUCACCGGUGCCAUAGAUUACGAGGUUUCUCCAAAUUACGAACUUAACCUUCAAGCAAAGGAUCCAUGGGGUGUUGCAGGCGCCAGCAAAUUAAUUAUAGAGAUAGUAGAUGUGAAUGACAACAGCCCAGUCAUUACAAUGGCUUCAUUCUCAGGGAAGAUUUCAGAGGAUUCUCCUCCUGGAACAGUUGUGGGGCUUAUAAGCGUCCAAGAUAAAGAUUCAGGGAAAAAUGGACAGGUGCAUUUAACAAUAGAUGAAAAUCUCCCAUUUAAAAUUAAAUCUUCUCUCAGGAACUAUUAUACAUUGGUCACGGAGCAAAACCUCGACCGAGAGAAGCGUUCCAAGUAUAACAUCACUUUGACUGCCACCGAUGAGGGAGUCCCUGCCUUAUCAAGCAGAAAAGCAGUGGGUUUAGAAGUAACUGAUAUUAACGACAACGCUCCAGCUUUUAACCAAAGUGUUUACUACACUCAGGUGAUGGAAAACAAUCCCCCGGGUGUCGCUCUGUUGCAGAUCCACGCGAGUGAUCCAGAUCAGGGACAGAAUGCGCGCAUUUCGUAUUUUCUUAUUGACGACGAGGUUAAUGGAAAUCCGACCUCCAUGUAUUUCUCUAUUAACACAGAAAGUGGAAUCAUUCAGUCUUUGCGUUCACUUGACUAUGAACAACGCAAAGAGUACAAAAUACGAGUGAAAGCGCAGGAUGGAGGCUCACCACCGCAAAGUAGUAACACAUCAGUUACUGUGCGUGUCCUGGACCAGAACGACAACCCUCCU
Stegastes partitus (bicolor damselfish) is the source of this 1677-nucleotide messenger RNA. Its product is annotated as protocadherin gamma-A11-like. Gene Ontology annotation, molecular function: calcium ion binding. NCBI's taxonomy places the organism in Eukaryota, Metazoa, Chordata, Actinopteri, Pomacentridae. Gene Ontology annotation, cellular component: plasma membrane. The annotation marks the transcript as partial. Gene Ontology annotation, biological process: homophilic cell-cell adhesion. The record is from RefSeq and is a predicted model, not a curated record. The transcript has a single exon.